This is a messenger RNA of Drosophila innubila, 2377 nucleotides long. It is a transcript of the gene ohgt, whose product is annotated as protein cereblon homolog. The coding region runs from base 157 to 2130 and encodes 657 amino acids. The transcript is spliced from 5 exons. The record is from RefSeq and is a predicted model, not a curated record. Lineage: Eukaryota; Metazoa; Arthropoda; Insecta; Diptera; Drosophilidae.
AUUUUUGGAGAAGUCGGUGCACUUGACAACUCUGUCACCAAACCUUCAGCUGUGUUUUUUUUGUAUACAAUAAAUAACACAGAAAACAGCAGAAAAGUCAAGCAGGAAACGUUUUUAAAUAUAUAUUAGACAAAAGUAAAACGAACUCGGCUGAAAAUGGAUGACGAGGAGACAGCAGAAAUCGAGGAGACAACCUCGAACGAAGCGACAGCAGCUGCAGCUGCAACUGACAUGCAAGUGGAGGCAGAGGCAGAGGUGGAGGCGGAGACGCAGGCAGAGACGGGAGCAGGGCCACAGGAGGAGCGACAAUUUGUGCAAAUAGCCGCUGUGGCAAGAGCCCAUGAAAAUAAUCGGACAAGACUGGAGAAUAUGCUCGAAGAGGUGGACAGCAUGUUUGAGGAGGUAAGCGAACUGAUGGGCGAUGUCUCUGAUCUAAUGCGGCGUGCCAAUGAGCUAAGGGAGGAGACAUUACCAGCACUGGACCCAGUUCCUGUUGUUGUCCCUGUACCAGCUGCUUUCGAGACAUCCGAUAAUCCAACACCGCCGCCUGCUGUGGCUGAAGAGCAACAGGAGGCGGAGCAGCCGCCUGUGCCCAAUGACAGUCCGAGUGAUGCGAGCAUCAGUUCCAGGCACAGCGGCAGUGACAUGUCACUGGACAGUCCAGGUAGUGAAGAUGACUCGGACAUGGAGGCCGUGCCACGCUGGAUGAUACCGGCCAAUCGUGUACGUUCCGCGGUUGAUAUGCUGGUUUCUCAGGCACGCAGUCAGGACGGUGGCAUUGCAACUCUGCUGCGGCGCGAGAACUUCUUGCAGCGUGUGCGUAGCAUGGUCUUUAGCCAGGAUCGCUUUCGCAGCAGAGUCCGAAAUGCGGCUAAUGCUGCUGCCGAGGACACACCGGAAUUGCCGCCACCACCGAUGGACGCUGAUAUCGAUGAGGAUGUGCGUUUUGAUACAAAUUUGCCAGCGGAGCAUUCAUAUUUUGGCACAAAUCUAAAUCGUGUGCCUGGCGUGGAUUAUCUGGAAGUUGGCAGUACACAUCGCAUGCUUAUAUUUAUGCAUCAGCACAUACUGUUCCCUGGCGAGGUGUUGCCGUUUAUGAUCGAUGGUAGUAUAAUUGAUGAAGAGGUGCACGGCAGUGGACACGAUGGCCUCAUUUUCGGCGUUGGCUUUCCCCUGAUGCAGCCACCCGAUGAUAAUCCACACAAACUUUACGGGGUAACCUGUCAGAUCUAUGAAAAGGGCGAAAGUGGACGACAGCUUGUUUUCUACAAAUCCCGCGCAUUGCAACGCAUUGUCAUCAAUUGCGAAAAUAUCCAAGGUCCGCCACAAUAUAUUGCACGCAAUCCGAGCAUGAAAUGCUACAGCAACGUGAAGAUAUUACCAGAGUACUUUCUGCCCGAACCGCUCAAAUGCAUUGACAUGGGCUCCAUAAAUCGUUUUCGUGAUAUUCCCUCCAUGCAGGAUAAAUUUCAACGCUAUCAAUUGACCACAACACCUUGGCCAUUGGAAGCCUGCAUGGAAUAUUCAUUUGAGGAUAUUGUGGAGAAGGCGAGAAAGAAGCUAGAAAUACAUAAAAUCGAUACGAUGCCAAAAUGUCCCAUACAGUUGUCAUUUUGGCUCGUUCGCAAUUUGCAUCUUACAGAGAAAAUGAUGCGUUUGACGUUUCUCACGGAUUCGGUGAAUACAAGACUGCAGCUCAUUGGCACCACAUUGAAGCAGGAGUCGCUGUUCUACUGUCGCUACUGCAACAGCAGUCUCGCCUCCUGUUCCGAUCUCUUUGCCAUGUCCAAGCAUGGCGUGCAAACGCAAUACUGCAAUUCAGCUGGCUAUAUACAUGAAACCAAUACGGUUUAUCGUGUCAUUUCACAUGCUAUUGGUUAUAGCGGUGAGCCAUCCACAGAGUUCAGUUGGUUUCCCGGCUAUCAGUGGCACAUUAUAAUCUGUAAAUUUUGCGCACAGCAUGUGGGCUGGGAAUUCAAGGCAGUCGAACCGAAUCUAUCGCCCAAGGUAUUCUUUGGCCUGGCUGGCUCCAGUGUCCGCAUCGGGAAAACCAGUGAGCGCACUCCAACAAAUGGCAGCACUUUUGUGGUACGCAACCUUCUACGUCUUGUCUCCAGAGAACUUGAAUGAGGUUGGCAACUGGUGAAACGCAUUGGCGGUCUCUGUUGUUGUCGUCGUCGUCGACAGUCAUCAUUGGAGCUGCAUAAUCUCUAGCUAGCGUAGACCAUUCAAAUUCGUUUCACUAUUUCGCUUAGUAUAUUUAUAAUUCCCUCAAUUUUUUUUGUAUAAUUCGUUAAAUAGUUGGACUUUGUGUGUGCAAACCUUAAGAUUGAUUUACCAAGUUUUAAUAAAAUUUAUCCAUAUUUAAGAUAACAAA